AUGGGGAAGACGAGCCAGUCGCGAGGCGGGGGAGGAGGAGGAGCACGGGUGGAGGCGCCCGCGUGCGCGAGAGCCUGCCUCCUUUUGCCUGCGCGCGGCUCUGGUCCGCGCCGAGGCCGCCGGGGCGGCGGGCCCGAUGCCGGGAUCGGCCACGCUCGCCGGGGAGGCCCAGUGAGCGAACUCGUCGGUGGGCGGACUACAAGGGAGAAGGAGGAGGAGGAGGAGGAGGAGGAGGAGGAGGAGGAAGGAGAAGAAGACCAGGAGGUGGGAGCAGGGCUGACGACGCCGAUGCUGACGAUGAAGCACAGCCAGCUCCCCCCCCCCCCUAAAGUCUGGGAGCGCCCCAGGGUCUGA
Prorocentrum cordatum is the source of this 354-nucleotide messenger RNA. The record is from the annotation of a GenBank genome assembly. NCBI's taxonomy places the organism in Eukaryota, Dinophyceae, Prorocentrales, Prorocentraceae.